Effrenium voratum is the source of this 1186-nucleotide messenger RNA. The record is from the annotation of a GenBank genome assembly. NCBI's taxonomy places the organism in Eukaryota, Dinophyceae, Suessiales, Symbiodiniaceae.
UGGACAACCACGGGACGUAACAACGAGCGCAGCCUCCGGAGUGCAUGGGGCCAUGGCCGCCGGCCCAGGGCGAUGGGCACCUGCGGCGCGAGUGGCGCGCAUGGCGCGCAGGUCUUUGCUCCUGGUGCUCUCCCUUGGUUCCGUCUUCAUUUACCGGCCGCAAGCCCGCAGCGCUGGCUCCGCCGGCUGCGCCGGCUCCGCUGGCUCCGCUGGCUCUAGGCUCCGGCCCACGUUGAGGGCGCAGCCGGAUCUGCCGCCACUGCCGGAUCUGCCGCCGCUGCCGGAUCUGGGUGACCUGCCGCCGCUGCCGGACUUGGACCUUCCCCCCCUGGAGAUGGAGGAGCCCGACGAGCCCGACGAGCCCGUGGGCCGCAUGGGUCUGCCAGACACCGUAGAGGCGGACAUGCCCGCACCGAGCCUGUCGAGGCGGAUGCGGCAGCGGCGGCCAGGAGCGGGUCUGAAAAGAGGUCUGGGCCCUACGGCGGAAGCCUACCUCCAGGAUGCUGCGAGAAGAGACAAGCCACAGGAGUGGUAUGCUAUUCCGCCCAGUGACGAUGGGCCGGAUCCCUUGGCCUGGGAGGAGGCGCGGGUCGACUUCCUGCCGGUGGGGAAGACGGUGCGCGGAGUGAUCGAGGAGAUCAGGCCAUAUGGAAGCUUCAUUGGCUUGAUCGUUUGCGGCAUGGCAGUUGGGAGGUUCGGAGAGGACUCCCAGAUCCGUGGCUUCUGCGAAGAGCUGCAGGAGUCGGAGACCCCGAGGCAAUGGGAGGAAGGCGAGCAGGUGGCCGUCAAGAUCCUGGAGGUGGACAAGGACACCCAGCGCGUCUUGGUGUCCAUCCGCGGGGCGGACCCGCCAUGGCCCCCUCCGCGCGAGCGGGUGCUCCAUCCGAUCUCAAAGCUGUCUUGAGAAGUCGCCUGAGGCCGGAGAAGUAUGCAGAUCCUGACUUCUUUCCUCUUCCCUGAGUGGAAUUGCUUGGCUAUCUCCGAUCUCACGGAGUGCGCCUGUCUCAGCGGUGUUGUUCCGAGUGCGCAGCUUCGGUCAAAAUCGCGGAUGGCCUUGGCUCUGAAUGCUUGUGGCAGUACCGCUGCCUGAAGAUGAUGGUGUGGGGGCGGGGUGCGCUUUGGACGGAUCUUACUUGUCAACUACUUGUGGUCAAGACGCAUUGCGGGCUCCAGGGCCAAGGGAGCC